Molecule: messenger RNA, 2244 nt
Organism: Nerophis ophidion (straightnose pipefish)
Lineage: Eukaryota; Metazoa; Chordata; Actinopteri; Syngnathiformes; Syngnathidae
Product: nucleolar protein 9
Exons: 13
Coding region: 273-2093 (606 amino acids)
Biological process (GO): endonucleolytic cleavage to generate mature 5'-end of SSU-rRNA from (SSU-rRNA, 5.8S rRNA, LSU-rRNA); ribosomal small subunit export from nucleus; endonucleolytic cleavage in 5'-ETS of tricistronic rRNA transcript (SSU-rRNA, 5.8S rRNA, LSU-rRNA)
Cellular component (GO): nucleolus; preribosome, small subunit precursor; 90S preribosome
Molecular function (GO): RNA binding
Source: RefSeq, a predicted model, not a curated record
AUGCGGGGGCGGUAUCUUACCUUUCGCCGUUUAUCCGCAGAAGAAGAAAAGGUUUCCGCCUUUCACCGGAAGUAAAUUAGCUCAACUUUGCGAGAAUCGACUUGUUUCCACGUUUCUCGACGAGGCGAAGCGGACUGAGCUUUUGUUCCCCCCUCCUCCACGGUGGAAGCAUUCCACGUUCGGGAGCGGCUGGUCGGAGGAGGCAAGAGAGUCCGCAGCUGCCUCUUUGACAGGUGCACGGGGAACGACGCAAGCUCCGCUCAUGUUUACGGAUGCUGGAAAAGGCAAACAUGAAGAAGACCCAGGAAAGAGGUGACAAGAAAAGGCCCGGCCAUGGAGGAGAGAAGAGGAGGAAGACGGCGGAAGACGGGUGGAAGGCUCCGGGCGAUCGAGGGAAAAAGCGUCUGGACGCGGAGAGCGUGGGUUACUUCCGUCGAAUUGGGGAGAGGCUGAAGGAAGACUUUGAAGACGCUGAGGCGAGAGCGAUGUUUGUGGAAAACACUUUGCGCGAAGUCCAAGGCAAAGCGGCGGUGGUGGCGACGGAUUGCACGGGCAGUAUCGCUCUGCAGCGCCUCCUCCCGCUGUGCAGUCCCGCCCAGGUGGCGGAGGUGCUGUCUGAGCUGGGCGGCGAAUCGGGGGCAGAGUUCAAGGCCGUUUCCUUCGACCAAUGCGGCGGCCAUGUCGUGGAGAGCGCCGUCAGACAGGUGUCCAGGUCCGCAGAGCCCUCUGCCACCGCCGAGGAGGAGGAGGAUGGCGACGACAGUGUCCUGGAAGUCCAGGUGUUGUCUUUGAGUGGAGUAGUAAGAGCCAACAUCUCGGAGUUCAUCAACCAUGGUCACGGCUCCUACGUGCUCCGCACACUCCUGCAUGUGCUGGCCGGCUGUGUGGGACCUCCCCGCACCGAACCACGUCCAGGAACAAAAGAGCGCAACGCCCCGCCUCAGCUGACAGACUUUGAGAUCCCGACAUCGUUUUGGUACGAGCUGAAGAGCCUCACAGAGAGUCUAAUGGACAAUGUAAAAGUAAGCAUCUCUGGCUCUGUUGCCAGCGCCGUGUUCCAGACCAUGUUGACCGUGUGCCACAGGAAACGACCCAAACUCUGCAAGCAGCUCCUGAGGCGCCUGGCCGGGUACCUGACGAGUUGCUCCGCCGCUCCCGGUGUCAGUCCCCUUCUGGUUUUUCUCAAAGACCAAGCCGCCAGUCGCCUCAUGGAGACCGUCCUUCAGCUGUCGCCCAAGUCCCUCCUCCGGGACCUGUACAAGAACCACCUCAAGGGUCAGCUGGUCGACCUGGCCCUCCAUCCAAUCGGUAACUUCCCGAUACAGAGGCUGACUGCCGUCACGGCCAAAACCAAACUGUUUGUCAGCUUGUUCGACGAGCUGCUCCAAGGUGUGGAGGCCAUCUUGGCGUCAGGUCACAUGGGUGUGAUCGUGCAACUGGCGGAAAGUUGCGCAGAAAGUGGAGAAAGACAGGAAGAAUUCAUGCAGUGUCUACUCAAUGCAUUCCACUGUGCAGAGCCCGGCUCCCGGCAUGUCCACUGCCUCCCUCUCUUCAUGUCCCUUCUCACCUAUGAAGUGUACUACCACUCUGACACAGCAGAGGGCGGUGCACAGACCCAGGUCCCGCUGUCCUCCAUGUGUUACCAUGGCUCCCGGCUGGUGCAGGCGCUGGCCAGGUUCAAGGAGCGCUCCCACCUCCUGGUUAGUCUCCGCGCGCUGACCCCGGAGGACCUCCUGACCAUGGCGUGUGACCCGUCUGGCAGCCACGUCCUCCAAGCUCUCGUCACCACAUCCAGCGACAAGGGGCGGGGGAAGAUCCUCAGGAGGCUGGAGGGUUUGUACGUGCGGAUGGCGAGCUCCAGGCUGGGCAGUCGAUUGCUGGAGGCCAUAUGGAGCAAUGCCUCAGUCAGUCACAGGCAAAAUAUCGCACAAGAGCUUGCGCCGGCUGAAAUCCAGCUGAGGUCGGACCAAUUUGCUCGCCACGUUUGGGGGAAAUUCGCACUCUCACACUUUGUUCACCGGCGAGCCGUCUGGCAGGAAAUCCAAAGCGGCGAGUCCAAGAAGCGCAAGCUUUUCAAUGAUAUUCUGGAGUAGAACUCGAACGCCUUUCAGUACAUUUCAUUACAUUUGAUGACCUCUGUGUACAUUCCAUAACAUUGUAUCGAUAUCAUCGGGAUUUAUCUUCCUAUGUUAGACGGAACAAACACCAGUAAUAAAAGCAGGAAUAAAACUCAGACUUACUAAA